Brachypodium distachyon (stiff brome) is the source of this 1707-nucleotide messenger RNA. RefSeq lists its product as uncharacterized. The transcript has 3 exons. Lineage: Eukaryota; Viridiplantae; Streptophyta; Magnoliopsida; Poales; Poaceae. The record is from RefSeq and is a predicted model, not a curated record. The coding region runs from base 338 to 1468 and encodes 376 amino acids.
UUUUCUACUGGCCGGUACGGACAGCUGCACAAACCCACCCAAGUGACCAAGUCGACCACUCCCACACGCAGCCUCCCCGCUCCCUCUCCACGACAAUUGGCCUCGCAAGCAACCCGAUCAACGACCUUCUUCUCAAUUAUUCUCUCCCUCUCUCGCUCUCCUCCGCCCCGCUGCGCUUGCUAUCAAGGUUCCUCGCACGUGCCCCCCCGGCCAGCACAAGCACCAGCACCUUAUGGAUGCACAGCCAUAGAUAGAGCAUCGUCCGUCUAGCUUCUUGCUCCGAUCACUUGGCAAUCGCGUGGGCGUCCCCAGACGUCGCGUACGUGCUUCUCGGUCAAUGACGAAGUCGGCGACCUCCCUCCUCCUCGGCGCGGCGCUCGCGACGGCCUUCUUCCUGUUCUACACCUCCGUGCGCCGCGGCCUCGGCGAGGGGCCGGCCAGGUCGACGCCGCCGCGGUGGACGCAGGAGAAGGUGGAGGAUAGCGUCAGGGCUGCAGCUAAGAAGCAAGCGGUCGCCAAGUGGGAGGAGGAGGAGGAGAGGAAGGAUGUGGUUAGCAGCGGCAGAGACGAGCAAAUGCCAGAGCAGCAGAUUGUGAUGCCUGCAACCCAGCAACAGGAGGACAAGCCUCAAGAUCUUGCCGAUCUGCUCCAGCGAGCGUCCACGGCAGACCGGACGGUCCUGAUAACGGCGCUCAACGAGGCAUGGGCAGCGCCGGGGUCAUUCCUGGACCUGUUCCUGGAGAGCUUCCAGCACGGCGAGAACACGGCAUACUUGGUGAAGCACCUGCUGGUUGUGGCCAUGGACAAGAAGGCCUUCGACCGUUGCAACGCCGUGCACCCAUUUUGCUACUGGUUCAGAGUGGAAGGCAUGGACUUCGCCUCUGAGCAGAAGUACAUGAAGGGCGACUACCUCGAGAUGAUGUGGAAGAGGAACAGGUUCCAGCAGACCAUCCUUGAGCUAGGAUACACCUUCCUUUUCACCGACGUGGACAUCCUGUGGUUCCGGGACCCGUUCCCGCACAUAUCCCCGACGGCACAGCUUGUGAUGUCAUCGGACUUCUUUGUCGGUGACCCGAACUCGGCCGGGAAUUACCCCAACGGUGGCCUGCUCUACGUCAAGUCCUGCGAAGGUUCCAUCGGCUUCUACAAGCACUGGCAGUCGUCGCGGGCGCGGUUCCCAGGGAUGCAUGAGCAGUACGUGUUUGACAAGAUCGUCAAGGAAGGAGUCCCCGCUCACCUUGGCACCAAGGUGCAGUUCCUGGACACCAGCAACUUCGGAGGCUUCUGCCAGCACGGCAAGGAUCUGGGCAAGAUCUGCACCAUGCACGCCAACUGCUGUGUGGGGCUGGAGAACAAGCUGUUUGAUCUCAAGAACGUGCUCCAGGAUUGGAAGACCUACAAGGCGCGCAUCGCCGUCGGGAACACGGAUUACUUCUCCUGGAGGGUGCCCGGGAGGUGUAUACAUUAGUUAGUGGACACAUGGUCUUGCUCGGUCAGGGGAUCGACUAAGGAGCUAUUGGUUAGGCAAGCUGCUAAGGGGUCUUGUAAGCAAGGUGAUUAUUCACUUCCUUCUUUUGAUUGUAAUUGGUGGGUCUGCCUGAUAAUUAUAUUGUUUAAAAAAAAAAAGGAGGCCGAGGCCCUGCAACAGGACAAGAUAACCAACCAAAGAGCCACAAAAGCUAAUUAUAAUGCUUAGAGCAUCCGCAA